ACUGGCACUCAUCUAGCACAGAGAGGGCACAGAUUGGCACACAUCUAGCGCACAUAUGGCACAGACUGGCACUCAUCUAGCACAGAGAGGGCACAGAUUGGCACACAUCUAGCGCACAUACGGCACAGACUGGCACUCAUCUAGCACAGAGAGGGCACAGAUUGGCACACAUCUAGCGCACAUACGGCACAGACUGGCACAGACUGGCACUCAUCUAGCACAGAGAGGGCACAGAUUGACACACAUCUAGCGCACAUACGGCACAGACUGGAACUCAUCUAGCACAGAGAGGGCACAGAUUGGCACACAUCUAGCGCACAUACGGCACAGACCGGCACACACCUAGCACAGAUACAACACAGCUGGCAUCACUGAUAGAGACAUGGCACAACCUGAAGGCACCAAACAAAACCCUAAAAAAUACUUAGGGCAGGAUUAUGAGCAGCUGAGAGCACAGUGCCUGCCACCUAAUCCUCCCUUUGAGGACAAGGAAUUCCCUGCAAGCCAAGCCUCACUUGGGCCCAAGAAACAGGGAUUCGUCUGGCUAAGACCGUCGGAAAUCCAUCCCAACCCCGAAUUCAUUACCAGUGGAGCAACACGUUUUGAUAUUUGUCAACAAGGUUUAGGGGACUGCUGGUUUCUGAGCCCAAUGGGAUGUCUCACACUCAAUAAAGAAUAUCUGUCCCUGGUUGUCCCUCAGGAUCAAAGCUUUAAAACCAACUAUGCGGGGAUCUUCCACUUCAGGUUCUGGCAGAGGGGCGACUGGACGGAUGUGGUUGUGGACGACAAACUCCCUACUAAAGACAAGAAACUGGUGUUUGUGAAAUCAGCUGAGGAGAAUGAGUUCUGGGCUGCACUGCUGGAGAAGGCUUUUGCCAAGUAAGUGUUACCCUGCUCAUUACUGUCUGAUACCCACUCCAUACGGUACCUGUAUAGGCAGAAGCUCACUCCAGG
Molecule: messenger RNA, 954 nt
Organism: Xenopus tropicalis (tropical clawed frog)
Lineage: Eukaryota; Metazoa; Chordata; Amphibia; Anura; Pipidae
Product: calpain-8
Exons: 4
Coding region: 383-883 (166 amino acids)
Biological process (GO): proteolysis
Molecular function (GO): calcium-dependent cysteine-type endopeptidase activity
Source: RefSeq, a predicted model, not a curated record